Molecule: messenger RNA, 2360 nt
Organism: Triplophysa dalaica
Lineage: Eukaryota; Metazoa; Chordata; Actinopteri; Cypriniformes; Nemacheilidae
Gene: slc25a36b
Product: solute carrier family 25 member 36b
Exons: 7
Coding region: 357-1289 (310 amino acids)
Biological process (GO): pyrimidine nucleotide import into mitochondrion
Cellular component (GO): mitochondrion
Molecular function (GO): pyrimidine nucleotide transmembrane transporter activity
Source: RefSeq, a predicted model, not a curated record
UGCUCGCGUUCACGUCGCACAACUGCGUGCCUGUGUGUACAUGAAGGUGAACUGUUGCGCUCGUGUUUCGUGUUUUCUUUUCCAUUUUUAACCCUCCGAUAAUCUCCUAUCUGGAUAUCGACCCGCAUCCGUGAUAUUUGAGGAGAUUUUGACCCCAGAAUCACUUCAGCUCAACGGUCGAGGAAGAAACUAUACGCGGGGGACAGUCGGAAGUGGAGCGGCGCUAAAACGCGCUGAGGUCGAAUAGACUACCCAGGAGAGAUCGCGAAACUUACACCCACCCGCAUGAGAUCCACACGGGCACGUACAUUGACACAUCAGCCCAGUCCGGUGGAUCCCGGAGAGCAUGAGCCGAGAUGAGCCAGAGAGACACACUGGUGCAUCUGUUUGCUGGAGGAUGUGGCGGCACGGUGGGUGCGAUCCUGACGUGUCCGUUAGAGGUGGUGAAGACGAGGCUUCAAUCUUCGUCCGUGACCUUCUGUAUCUCUCAGGUUCAUUUGAGUACAGUUAAUGGAGCCAGCGUGGCCCGUGUGGCCCCCCCGGGACCCGUCCAUUGCCUCAGGUUCAUUCUGGAGAAGGAGGGAGCCCGCUCUUUGUUCAGAGGUCUGGGGCCCAAUCUAAUCGGAGUGGCUCCAUCACGAGCUAUUUACUUCGCUGCAUAUUCCACCUCAAAGGAGAGACUGAAUGGUGUGUUUAAGGCUGACUCCACACAGCUGCACAUGGCAUCAGCUGGGAUCGCAGGAUUUACAGCCAUCACAGCAACCAAUCCAAUUUGGGUGAUUAAGACACGGCUACAACUGGAUGCCAGGAAACGCGGGGAGCGUCGCAUGAGCACAUUUGAAUGCAUACGACGCGUGUAUCAAACCGAUGGCCUGCGCGGCUUUUACCGUGGUAUGUCGGCGUCCUACGCAGGAAUCUCAGAGACGGUGAUACACUUUGUGGUGUAUGAAGCUCUCAAACGACGUUUGGUAAAGACCAAAACAGCAACACACAUGGACGGAGAGCAGGACUCAAAAGAUGCGUCAGACUUUCUGGGAAUGAUGCUGGCAGCUGCCACGUCUAAGACGUGCGCCACCUCUAUAGCCUAUCCCCACGAAGUAAUCCGUACCCGGCUAAGAGAAGAGGGCAACAAGUACCGCUCGUUUUUCCAGAGUGUCAGUCUGGUGUUUCGAGAGGAAGGUUAUCGCGCCCUUUACAGAGGACUCACAACGCACCUGAUCAGACAGAUCCCAAACACAGCCAUCAUGAUGAGCACAUAUGAACUUGUCGUGUACUUGCUCGAUGGCUGAACUUCCCUCACCCGUGACCUGGGAACCCGUGACCUGGGAAGUCAGGUGCUGUGUGAAAGACAAAACAAGACUGCAGACAGAGAGCGAUGCCAAAACCUGGUGUGGUCUGAGGUUUCUCAUGAGAAAACACACCGAUAUUAAAUGUUUAUUCAUUUUCUUGCUUUCUCCCUCCCUCCCUUACUCUCUCUCUGUCUCUUCUCCAUUUAUUGUUUAAUAUUAUGCUGCUUCUAAAAUGCAAUGCCUUAAUGUGUACCGUUUAAACCCAGAUAGCUCAAGCUGUUCAUAUGUUGACUAAGCGUUGAGAGUUUUUACGGUGAUCAAGGCUUCAAGUUCUGAGCUGGAAUGGAAUUGGUGGGGUCCAAAUGGAGGCUCACUUCCUGUUUUGGCAACCAGCCUAUCAGAAUGCACUUGCCAGGUCAUGCAAUAUCCUGAAUCCUACAUAUAUCUGCUUCUGUAGAUGUUGUACAGUAUGUUUUAAAGGUAUUUGAACACUGUGUGCAGACACGUACUUGAAGAAAAGAUGUUUGUAAAACACUGUAAAAGUGAGGUGGAGUUCCUAUCGGUGUGUCAUAAUUGUACGUUUAUAUAUUCUCGGCCUCGAUAUGUGUGUGUGUCUACUGGACAGCCAAACACAUUUGUUAGCAUAAAAAAUGUAAUUGUUUUUUCCAGGAGCAGAAUUCUACUGAGAAAAUGGUAAUAAUUAAAAUAUUCAAAAAAAUUGUACAGAUGCAUUAUGCUGGAAAGUUGUUGCACAUAGUAAAUUUGGAUUUUGGAGGACAUGUUGUGUUCCCUUCACAAGCACACGCGGCACAUGUGUUUUAUUCAGUUCACACAGUGACAGGGUCUUAUCUAAGUCUGAUGAAUCAUGUUGUUUGUUUGUUUGGUUGGUUUUGGGUGCAUUUAGUGUUACGCUCUCACUCUUUAAGGCAUUUAUGAUUUUUCAACAACCCAGUGUUUUUUUGUUUACAGUCAGUUUGUCACUUUCCAUAUCAUGUUAUCAAUUGUUUAUCAAUUGUGUGUCUGGAAAGAAUAAACUAAUAUAAAAGCAAAAAGGACAAUUAAGCUUUUUUU